UUUAUUCAAUUCCGCGGCGCAUUUUGUUGUGACAUGUUUGAGCCAGCUGUGGAUUUCUAACAGAAUAAUAUAAAUACAAGUUUGGUGCUUGAAACUGAAAAUGCAGUCCAAAAUCAGUUCCUCCAAGAACUUCGAGAAAGAAAAUAAUCUCGGAAUUUGUUUGAAGAAACCGUUUGCAUAUUCAUAUGCAACACUUGCAGCUAGAAUAAGGUCAUAUUCAAAUUGGACACGAACUUCUCCAAGGCCAGUAGAUCUGUCUGAUGCAGGAUUCUUUUAUGCAGGACCAGAAGAUGUAGUCCAGUGUUUUUAUUGCGGAUUAAAACUGAAAAGUUGGGAUGUAUUCGAUAAUCCUUGGGUUGAACAUGCUAGACAUGGGAAGAACUGCCCUCAUGUCAGUAAUGUGAAAGGAAAUCAGUUCUAUAAACAGAUAAAUCAGGUCGAAGAGGAUGGACCUGUAACUAAACCAGUUACAAAUCGAUGCCUUUAUUCCGAUGAUUUGAUCAGUACAACAGCAGCCCAGGCUCUACUCAGUAUGAGAUGUUACAAGGAACAAGAUAUUAUGGACGCCAUCAAAUUGUUUGUAGCAGAAAAAGAUACACUAGAAUUUACUGCAACAGACAUUUUAUCUGUUUUACUAAACAGCUCGUGUAGAUGAAACUAUGUUCUGGACAAACAAAAGGUAGGAGUAAUUCCAACUCAAACGACUCGGAGGUUUCUUAGUAUAUUAGUCAAUACUCAGAAAACAAGACGUAUACAGUGACAGUAAAUUGACUGAAUAAUCGGUAAUAUCCCAGCACAGUUGUUCUUUAUAUACAGUUAUAAUACCAGUAUUGACAGGAAAAGGAAUAGACUAGAGGUUUCACUAGAGAUACAGUUUGAGAGACAAGUGUUAACACUAUGUGAAGGCGAUAUAUAUUUAUAUGUAUAUAUUAUGAGUUGAAGUUAAGUUUGUAGAAUUAAACGAGGUUCAAAUGAA
This is a messenger RNA of Mytilus californianus (California mussel), 976 nucleotides long. Its product is annotated as E3 ubiquitin-protein ligase XIAP-like. Bases 101 to 655 code for a protein of 184 amino acids. NCBI's taxonomy places the organism in Eukaryota, Metazoa, Mollusca, Bivalvia, Mytilida, Mytilidae. The transcript has 6 exons. The record is from RefSeq and is a predicted model, not a curated record.